Messenger RNA from Hylaeus anthracinus, 2157 nucleotides. RefSeq names its product dipeptidase 1-like. Lineage: Eukaryota; Metazoa; Arthropoda; Insecta; Hymenoptera; Colletidae. The transcript has 8 exons. The record is from RefSeq and is a predicted model, not a curated record. Gene Ontology annotation, molecular function: metallodipeptidase activity. The coding region runs from base 607 to 2076 and encodes 489 amino acids. Gene Ontology annotation, biological process: proteolysis.
UUGAUGACACUAGAGCCCAGAAAUGUAUCUUCAACAUUUUUGUAUAAAUCGAAACAAAAAAUAUUUUUAAUAAGUAAUCAAGAAGAGAUAAAGUAACAAACGAAGGGUUUCUUUUAACAAACGCGUACUUUUUAAGGAAUUUAAGAGUUUAUUCUAUUAGUUUCGUUAAUUAAUAUCUUUAUCGUGUUAUUUGUUAAUGGAACAAGGGUCGUACGUAAUUCUUUUUCGCGAUGAAUGCGAAAAUGCUGAAGACGCGCAGACAAAGUUUUAAAAACGUCAAUGAAAAUGUUGUUUUGCGAAGCGUAAGCUUUCGACGAAUCGCGACUGCGUAUCACAUCAAUGAAUUGAAUUACACUUCGUAGGUGCGUAUGCUUGCGUAACCGAGUAUCUUGGUCACAGGAAUGUAGUGUCGUUUGAUGAAUUUUUAAACAAAAUUUCGCCGUUUUAGUGUAAUUUUUUAGAUUUGAAACGUUUCCCCAAUAUUGGGUCGAUACGAGGGUUGACGCAUGCGUUAAUGCCCCACGACACGAGACGCUCCCUUCAGUAUUUACGGUCCUAAGGAACUCUUCGCAGAGGCAACAGAGUGAUUCUAAAAAGAAGGGAAACAUGUUUGAGCUUUACGGAGUAAAUAAAGAUGGCAUGGUUUAUCGGUCACCGCCUCCAAGAAGAAAAGAAGUCGACAUAUUAGAGACUUGCUUGCAGCUAUCGUCGCCAGAGCUCAUGAGAAAAUUGCCUAAUGGCGAUGCGCUACACCAUACAAAGGAUUCAGGUGUCUCUACAUCCCUCGACAAAGAUCCACCGAGGGAAAGCGGACGAAGUAUGCUGAGAAGGUGGAUAGUGAUGGCAGGUUUCUUAUUCCUCGGAUGUGCCUUGGUCGCCGGUGUAGGAUUACCUUUAGCUUUAGAACUGCGAAGCUCGCACUUGUUGGAAGUUAGGCUUCAAGUUGUGCACCGAAUGCUCUCCGAGAUUCCUCUCGUCGAUGGGCACAACGAUUUCGCGUGGAACCUCCGGAAGCAUCGAGGAAACACAAAGUUGCAAGACUUUCCGUUCGACGAGGACUUGUCGCGAAACGAGAGCUGGGGUCCUCGGUGGCAAACCGACUUGGUACGGUUGCGACAAGGUAUCGUGGGCGGACAAUUCUGGUCCGUGUACGUUCCGUGCGAGGCGCAAUUCCUCGACGCGGUACAGCUCACCCUGGAGCAGAUUGACGUGGUGCGUAGACUCGCGUCGAGGUACCCGAAGAGAAUAAGACUGGUGACGAGCAGCAAGGAGCUCGAGAAAGCGCACAAGGACGGCGUGAUUGGGAGUCUGGUAGGAAUCGAGGGUGGUCACAGCAUAGGCACCUCCAUGGCGGUCUUGAGGAGCUUUCAUCGACUAGGAGCGAGAUAUAUGACUCUCACGCAUAAGUGCAACACUCCUUGGGCGGAUUCGUGUACGGUAGAAGAUCCAAACUCGGACGCGUCGCUGGGUUUUCACAGUGGCGGGCUGUCAAUGUUCGGCAAAGCUGUCGUUAAGGAGCUGAAUCGAUUGGGGAUGCUCGUGGAUUUGUCUCACGUUUCGUUGAGAACCAUGAGAGACGCUCUGGCGACGACCAAAACCCCGGUGAUAUUUUCUCAUAGCGCGGCCAAAGCUCUCUGUAAUUCGUCCAGCAACGUUCCAGACGACGUGCUUCGCAACUUGUCUGUGAACGGUGGUCUGGUCAUGGUCAGCUUCGACAGCGCGCAUUUGAACUGCGGUGAUAGAGCCUCCAUAUACGACGUCAUAGCUCACAUCAAUCAUAUACGACGAAUAGCUGGUGUUAAUCAUGUGGGUCUAGGCGCUGGCUACGACGGUAUACUAAGUCCGCCGGUCGAACUUCCGGACGUUUCCGGUUACCCUCUGUUGUUGGCGGAAUUGACGAGGGAUCGAAGAUGGUCGGCCUCGGAUAUCAAGAAAUUGGUCGGUGGAAAUCUGUUGAGAAUCUUUAAGGAAGUAGAAAGUUACGCGGCGACGAUGUCGCAUCAAUUGCCAGCCGAAGAGCUGAUCCCUCAGGAGCUGAUCAAGGAUACCAAUUACUGUAGAUACCACGAUUCGUAAAGCCGACGUUCUUCGUGUACAGUUUCAUCUUUAUACCUGGAUUACUCUGUUUUACAUUUUUAAUAAAGUAGUCACGGAUUC